AGUUUAUUCUCACGCACAGGACGAUAUCAAAUCUCUCCAAACCUUCGCCUUAGCUUUCAUCUUUCUCAAUGACUGCAACAUCAACACUGAUACCUACUUGGCUUUCCAGAGCAUUGGCAAACGAUUCCCGCUUUAUCUCCGAAACUGUUUGCAUCACAUUGUCUGAACGAGAAUAUGCUCGCGAUCAUUUACGGACCCAAUCUCUCGUGGCAGAACCACAUUCUACGUCGCUUCUUGCGCGUGGGCAGCAGGCAUUGAAUUCUGCACUGGGAAAGACCGAUCCAGUCGCACACUACUCCAUCAUGACUGCCCAUCAUCCAGACAAUGUAGUCGCUAAUCGGUAUUCCAAUAUUCAACCAUAUGAUCGGACGCGGGUUGUUGUGGGCGAUCUCAAGGGCAGUCGCUGCAGCGUCGGAGCCGAGGGUAGCAAGGGAAGAUAUUUUAAUGCAAGCUGGGUGCGGGAGCUGUAUGGCGGAAAGUUAUGGAUUGCUACCCAAGCACCCCUUCCGCGCACGGCACAUGUGUUCCUCAGUGCCAUCAUGCAACCAAUUUCUACACCUCCAGCAUCUCUCAAUUCUCCUCAUGUGCACUCUCCUAGUCGUAUUCGUACCAUCGUUCAGCUCACACAAAAUACGGAGAGAGGACGACAGAAAGCUCAUAUCUAUUUCCCUUCCACCCCUGGACAAUCAAUGCUGUCGAACCCAGAUCCAACAAGCGAUGCACCUGUACUGAAGGUGACGCUACUAGAGAGAAAGCGAAUAAACGAAGCCUGCUGCGUGUACAGCAAAGUCUCCAUCAUUCCAGUCACCUCGACAAAUCCGCAAGAUGCUGUGGUAUUCACCCAUAUGCUGUAUGCUGCAUGGCCGGACCAUGGAGUUCCUGAGGAUGAAGACCGAGCUAGCCUUCUCGCCUUUGUUCGUCUGGUGGAUUGCGUUAACACGGAUACCUCUUCAUUCCCAUCAUCUCCGGAACCAGACCCAGAUCCUCCUAUCAUGGUCAACUGCUCCGCUGGCAUAGGGCGAACCGGAUCAUUCAUUGCGAUGUCGUCACUAUUACGCGCAUACCACCUUUUGAGUGCUAGUAGCCCGCGCCCGAACACCUCGACACCUCCCCCACAGCCUCUGUGCUCUUUGCCUGUUCCUCCGCUGGGUAUCCUACCAAAGGAGCUUCAGGAAGACCUGGUAGCACAGGAGAUUGACAGUUUACGAGAGCAAAGACCUGGGAUGGUCCAGAGGGAUGAACAAAUUCAUCUCAUAUAUGACAUCUUGAACCAGGCUUUUGAAGGGAGUCUAAGAGUUACUGUUUGAUCAUCCAUUCAUUCAGUAUAACCUUCGAUCGAUCGUUUACUCGAUGGCACCAGUGAUAUCGGUUACGCUUAUUAGUCUACUGCAAACCCGUAAAUGUAUUUGCCGCCGGAUGUCGAAUCCAGCCUCAAAUCUAUACCCACGGAGUCAAUAGUUUAUAUGUUUUCUCUUGUAACAACGUUAUUCGAACUUUCAUUCGGUUUGU
This is a messenger RNA of Suillus discolor, 1509 nucleotides long. Its product is annotated as protein-tyrosine phosphatase-like protein. The record is from RefSeq and is a predicted model, not a curated record. Gene Ontology annotation, molecular function: protein tyrosine phosphatase activity. Gene Ontology annotation, biological process: protein dephosphorylation. Lineage: Eukaryota; Fungi; Basidiomycota; Agaricomycetes; Boletales; Suillaceae. The transcript has a single exon. Bases 69 to 1307 code for a protein of 412 amino acids.